Messenger RNA from Paramuricea clavata, 690 nucleotides. Lineage: Eukaryota; Metazoa; Cnidaria; Anthozoa; Malacalcyonacea; Plexauridae. The record is from the annotation of a GenBank genome assembly.
GCCAAGUCAUCAACAUUUGCCCAACAAGGGAGAUUACAGCAUCCAGUGGACAGAUUAUAUCUCCUAACUAUCCAAACAACUAUCCCUCGAACACUAAUUGCACCCUGACGAUCAAACGUCCCUUGGACACAACUUUUAGAUUUGCUUUCUCUCACGUUGAUUUUCAGAGUAGUAAAGAUGGUAGGUAACAUAAUUUAUGUUACACUCUAGGGCUAUGCCUGUUAAUAUCUGCGCAGCUAACUGCGAAACAUCCCCGACUGAAAAUUGCAUGUAAUUGUAAAUGGUGUUAAAAAUCAUUGGAGUUUGCCCAAAGCCAAGUUGAUUAAUUUGUUUUAAUUUGGAUGACAAUUGGAUAAGAAAUCCGCAAAAGGUUGUAUCGUUUUGCCACGCGUUGUAAAAUAUAUCCAAAAAUUAGACAAUUGUAUAUUUAUCAUGAUACACAACCUGGCGGAAAUAUGAGUCUCUGAGCGCCCCCUCGUUUACAUAUUAUCAAUAUGUACUACAUUUACUUUGCAGAAAGCAUCUGUUAUGACUACCUCAUAUUCAUAUCUGGAGGUUCAUCGCAAAGAUUUUGUGGGACUACCUCUCCGGCUCCAUUUGCACGUGGUCUGAAUGUUGUCACACUGAAAAUGGUAACAGAUGGUAUUGUUGAACGAAGCGGUUUUGAUCUCAAUUUCACCACCGUUCAGA